AUGUAUGCCAUGGAGGAGGAGAGUUUCGUGGCGGUGAAGCGGACGGAGCACGUGCAGGUCACCUCCCGCACCGUGCCCGCGCCGUCGUCCGCGGGCAAGGUGCGGUUCGCCGGGCCCCGGACGGUGCGCGUGUUCUGCGACGACGUGGACGCCACCGACUCGUCCAGCGACGAGGACGGCGCCGUCGAGCGCCGCCGCGUCAAGCGGUACGUGCAGGAGAUCCGGCUGCAGCCGGCGCCGGUCAAGGAGGAGGCCGUGUUCCCGGCGAGCCGGGCGUCGGCCGCGUCGUCCUCGUUCGGGACCACGCCGGCCAAGCCCGCGGCCCCCGUGCGGAAGCGCAAGGCGGAGGCGGGCGGCGGCGAGCGGCGGUUCCGCGGCGUCAGGCGCCGGCCCUGGGGCAAGUACGCGGCGGAGAUCCGCGACCCCUGGAAGCGCGUGAGGGUCUGGCUCGGCACCUUCGACACCGCCGAGGAGGCCGCCCGGUGCUACGACUCCGCCGCCAUCAAGCUGCGCGGGCCCGACGCCACCGUCAACUUCCGCCGCGGCGAGGGCGCCGAGGAGGAGGUGGUGGCCGCGCAGCCGCCCGCGCUGUCCAAGAACGGCUUCUCCUCCGCCACCUCCUACGACUCGUGCGAGGAGGAGUCGUCGCACGUCGCCGCGGCUUCCCCGACCUCCGUCCUCCGCUCCUGCCCUCCCUCCGCCCUGGCAACCGCCACGGACGACAACAACACCUGCAACAACAAGAAGCCGCCGUCGUCUCCCUCUGCCCCGACACCGGAGACGGACGAGUCGAGCGGCAGCCUCUUCGGCUGCUCCUACUUCACCGGCGAGCUCCUGCCCCUCUACAGCGACUUCGACCUCCUCACCGACUUCGCGGCGGAGCCCAUGGACUUCCUCUCCAACCUCCCCGAGGAGCCCUUCACCUUCUCCAGCGACAACAACACCAGCUCCUCCUCGCUAUCCGACUCCCAGCAGCAGCAGCAGCAGCUACUGUACCCGCCGUCCCCGUCGGCGCUGCGGCAGGCGGACGAGUUCUUUGAAGACAUCACCGACCUGUUCCAGAUCGACCCUCUCCCCGGCAUCUAG
Molecule: messenger RNA, 1086 nt
Organism: Lolium rigidum
Lineage: Eukaryota; Viridiplantae; Streptophyta; Magnoliopsida; Poales; Poaceae
Product: ethylene-responsive transcription factor CRF1-like
Exons: 1
Coding region: 1-1086 (361 amino acids)
Biological process (GO): regulation of DNA-templated transcription
Molecular function (GO): DNA-binding transcription factor activity; DNA binding
Source: RefSeq, a predicted model, not a curated record